This is a messenger RNA of Acomys russatus (golden spiny mouse), 484 nucleotides long. RefSeq names its product oligodendrocytic myelin paranodal and inner loop protein (gene Opalin). Gene Ontology annotation, cellular component: cell-cell contact zone; plasma membrane. The record is from RefSeq and is a predicted model, not a curated record. The transcript is spliced from 5 exons. NCBI's taxonomy places the organism in Eukaryota, Metazoa, Chordata, Mammalia, Rodentia, Muridae. Bases 1 to 396 code for a protein of 131 amino acids.
AUGAAGACUUCCUCACCGAUUGCCACAAGUGCCAAAGCCGCAGACUGUGGUCCCUCGAUUGGGCUGGCAGCCGGAAUCCCAUCCCUGCUGGCCACAGCCCUGCUGGUGGCCUUGCUGUUUACCUUGAUUCAGCGAAGAAGAAGCAUCGAGGAGCCCAUUGAGGAAAGUGAGACGCCAUGUGAAAUUUCAGAACUCUAUGACAAUCCCAAAAUCUCCGAGAAUCCUAGGGGGUCACCGACACAUGAAAUGAACCCACGAGGUGCCCAAGAAGGCCACAUAUAUGUGAAGACUGUCUCUGGAACUGAGGAGCCACUGCCAGACACAUACCGUCCUCCCGAAGAAAUAGAGAGGAGAAGGGGACUGUGGUGGCUCGUGCCCAGACUGAGCUUAGAAUGAUGUGACCUCCUCAGGAAGCAGACCCAGAGCUAGAAUAGGGCUGAAAACCUCGGGAGUCUGUGCUUGGGCUCCGUGCUUGGAGAGGCGA